This is a messenger RNA of Penicillium digitatum Pd1, 1152 nucleotides long. Its product is annotated as putative protein N-terminal asparagine amidohydrolase. Gene Ontology annotation, molecular function: protein-N-terminal glutamine amidohydrolase activity; protein-N-terminal asparagine amidohydrolase activity. The record is from RefSeq and is a predicted model, not a curated record. NCBI's taxonomy places the organism in Eukaryota, Fungi, Ascomycota, Eurotiomycetes, Eurotiales, Aspergillaceae. Gene Ontology annotation, biological process: protein modification process; protein catabolic process.
AUGAGAAUUGCUACUCUUCAAUUCGCGCCGAAGCUAGGCGAUCUCCACGGCAAUAUUGAGAAGGCAAAUGCUCUGUUGAAGAAUGGCAAGACCAUAAUGGUAGAUGGAAAGGAGCUCGGGGUUGGGGUCGAUGUGUUGAAGCCUGAUAUCUUGGUGCUGCCUGAGUUGGCGAUGACGGGUUAUAACUUCCCUUCGUUGGAAGCGAUCAUGCCAUAUCUCGAGCCAGCAGGUGAUGGCCCCUCUGCCUCGUGGGCGCGCGAAAUUGCCAGACACCUACGAUGCAAGGUCUGCGUGGGGUACCCGGAGAUUGAGAAAGAUGCUCAGAAUCCCGACAAAGCCGCAUACUAUAAUUCACUUCUGGUAGUCGACGAGAAUGGGGAGUUCAUCCUCAACUACCGCAAAAGCUUCUUGUACUACACCGAUGAAACGUGGGCAGCCGAAGGGCAACUUGAACGAGGGUUUCAUGAGCUAGAAUUCGCUUCCCAGGGCACUCUGUCUACCUUACCCAACCCGGCGCCGCAGGGUGAGCAGAUUCUAUCCGAGAAAAAGCGGGUCGCGACUUCCCUUGGGAUUUGCAUGGAUAUCAAUCCGUACAAGUUUGAGGCGCCAUUCACCAAAUGGGAAUUUGCAACUCGAGUUCUUGACUCCAAGACCCAGCUUGUCAUUCUGUCCAUGGCCUGGUUGACCACGCUGAACCGGGAAGAGCUCGAUGCCUUGAAGGAUAAGCCCGAGAUGGAAACUUUCAACUAUUGGCUUCAGCGAUUCUGGCCCCUGUUACAAAAGAGGAUGCAACAUGAGGUGGAUAUUGACGGCGGAAAGGUGGCAGAUUCUCCGAAGAAGAUCGUCAUAGUCUUUUCUAAUCGGUCGGGCGAGGAGCCACCAACAGAGGAUACCAAGCCACCGGCGCGAUAUGCGGGGACCAGCGCUAUUAUUGCGGUGACCCAACGGCCCACUCUUAAUGCUGCGGAGAAAGAUACAGGGUCAGGUGCACACACCCCGGAUGAGGAAAGUGAGAGAGAGGAUGCGGGCGUCCCAUUCGACGUCAAGAUACUUUGCUGGGACAUGCUAGGCGCCGCGGAGGAAGGUGUUUGUUUUGCGGAUACUACGGCGGAUGCACAAAUGGUCUUUGCCCUGAAAAAGGCUUCCGGGUGA